CCUUGUGCGUACCCUUCCGCUCGCGCUGCCGCCGCUGCGAGCCCGUCACUGACCUUCAUUCCAUCGCAGAUCCUCAAGGUUCGUAUGCGUCGCUCGUGCUUCGAGACCGCGCUUUGCUCGGCGCUGGAAGAUGCGCGGCGCAGGAAGAACGCUGGAUGCUGGCUGGCGACGCUCCAUCGUAGAGCUGCCAUUGCGCGCGCCAGCAGUGGGAGAGGCGAUAUCAGCAGCAGUACGCCGCUCUGGCCUCGAAGCUGGCGCACAGCUUGCUGCUGAAUGCCGCUGGAGGGAAGGCGCGAAGGGCGGCGGAGCCAGAUGGAAGAAGGAGGGCAGCUCUCUCAGCGGACACCGCUCGUGCACGAGGCCGUAGCAUCGGCGCCGCACCUGCUGCGCCGCGCCGGCAGACGAUCGCUGCUGGGCUGGCGAGUUGCAGGCGCAGGGCAUGUCCCUGCUGCCCAUUCAUG
This is a messenger RNA of Tilletiopsis washingtonensis, 461 nucleotides long. RefSeq lists its product as hypothetical. NCBI's taxonomy places the organism in Eukaryota, Fungi, Basidiomycota, Exobasidiomycetes, Entylomatales. The transcript has a single exon. The coding region runs from base 131 to 367 and encodes 78 amino acids. The record is from RefSeq and is a predicted model, not a curated record.